ACUCUCCGUCUCCUCGUCUUCAGAACACUACCCUCACAAGCAUGGAGUGUCUUCGUUAACCUCAACUAUUCUGGGUCUAUCCCACCAAGUCCAACCAUCUAUAACACACCUUUCGGCUCCUCGUGAUAGGCAGACGAAGAUGCCGCCGCCCCGCCGCAAGAAGCCCCUUUCGUUAAGGAUUCGACAAUGGAUCCAUCGGCUUCGCACAUGGCGCUCGCCGUUGAAUCUACGCGGCAGCUUGACAAGACUACGGGCAUUUGAGAGACACCCGCUCUGGGCUCUGGUACGCCUUUUCAUUCCGUUUCCUUCGUGGAAAUUCCCCGUGUCCGACGUUAUGCCGGCGGCGGAAAUGAUCGGAAACGAAGAAUUGCUUCUUCUUCGACACGAUAAUAUGAUCGAUCUGGAAAGCAUACCGAUUUGGCGCGUUCGCGAUACCCCCUUGAGAUGUUUGUAUAGAAUGUACGAAGCUAUGGCAUCUGGCGUCUACGAGGUAUUAGGCACCGAAACUGAAUACUUUUGGUAUCAGAAGGGGUGGUCAUUACAGUCGAUCAGCGACCCCAGGGACGAAGAUCCCGUUCGCUACGCCAUCAUCGCAUGUCUCGUUGAGGAGCUUGUCGUUGCAUUUAAUUGGCGUCUAAGUCUAGGCAUGCGUCGGAACCGCAAGCACAUUAUCCGAAAGACGGAAGACGACCCGUGGCCCCCGUAUACACCGCUGAUAGGUCCUGCAUGGACGGGCUCUGUACCUGCGCUCUCGGCCAGCGACUUGGACGGAUUACCCGGACGUUACAUAUUGGAAGGAAAGCUCGUCUUAGAGGACGGCGGACUGAAUAAAAUCUUUGCGCGCCGCAACAUCAUUACGAAUGUUGGUUGGCUUUAUACGAUAUGAACCGCAAGCCCUACGCUACCAUGUUUUUGUCGCGAAAGUAAGGGGAUCAUCCGCUUCAGCAUCCGGCGGUAUGCACGUAACUCCUUGCCAAAUACAGUCGAGACUUCAUAGCGAGCC
Messenger RNA from Aspergillus welwitschiae, 1003 nucleotides. RefSeq lists its product as uncharacterized. The transcript has a single exon. Lineage: Eukaryota; Fungi; Ascomycota; Eurotiomycetes; Eurotiales; Aspergillaceae. The coding region runs from base 140 to 886 and encodes 248 amino acids. The record is from RefSeq and is a predicted model, not a curated record.